GUCCUAAAACUUCUUCCCCUCAUUAUAGUCCCCAAUCUCACCCUCAGUGACACUCACCAGUCAGCAAAGGUUAGGAGCUGCACCUUGAGCUCUCUUUCUGUCUUGUUCAUCUUAUUGCCUGCUCAGGUUCACCUGAACGUGCCCGACCAUGUCGGACAACGAGGAAGUGGCUGAGGAGUGCGAGGAGGUGGAAGAAGAAGGAGAAGAAAAAGAAGAAGAAGAAGAGGCCGUUGAAGAUGCGGUCCAACAGGAAGAUAAACCGGCAGAGGAGGGCGAUGAAGAACAAGGUGAAGGGGAGGCAGAGGAAGAAGAGGAGGAGGCCAAACCAAAAUUCAAACCAUUUAUUAUGCCCAACCUCAUCCCUCCUAAGAUCCCAGAUGGCGAGAGGGUGGAUUUUGACGACAUACACCGUAAGAGGAUGGAGAAAGACCUGAUGGAACUCCAGACUUUGAUUGAGGUUCACUUUGAAAGCAGAAAGAAGGAAGAAGAGGAGUUCAUUAAUCUCAAAGAGCGAAUUGAGAAGCGCCGCUCUGAGCAUGCGGAGCAGCAAAGGAUACGCAGUGAGCGAGACAAAGAACGUCAAAAGCGACUUGAGGAAGAGAGGGCUCGCAAAGAGGAGGAAGAGGCAAAGAAACGAGCAGACGAUGACGCCAAGAAGAAAAAGACCUUGACCAGCCUCCACUUUGGAGGCUACAUGCAGAAGCUGAACGAGAAGCGAAGCGGUAAGAGGCAGACAGAGAGGGAGAAGAAAAAGAAGAUUUUGAGUGAAAGACGUAAAUCUUUGGAUAUCGACAACUUGGGUCAGGAGAAACUCAAGGAGAAGGCCAAGGAGUUAUGGGAGUGGAUGUAUGAGCUGGAGGCAGAGAAGUUUGACCUGCAGUACCAAUUCACCAGGCAGAAAUAUGAGAUAAAUGUGCUGAGAAACCGUGUGAGCGACCAUCAGAAAACAUCCAAGAGAACAAAGAGAGGCCUUAGGAAAUAGAUGACCUGCUAUGCAGACUAAGCACCUAAAUCAAGAGCUGGCGUUCUCACCACACCCAAGUUACACUUUUCUCCUCAACGGGACACUUUCUAGUGUAUUGCAUAAUAACAUAUAUUCAGUUGGGUUUUUUUUUUUCUCCAGUUACAUUCUUGGAACAGUGAAUAUUGUGCAGGUGUAAAUAAAAGCUUAUUUUAAAAACCA
Molecule: messenger RNA, 1183 nt
Organism: Gambusia affinis (western mosquitofish)
Lineage: Eukaryota; Metazoa; Chordata; Actinopteri; Cyprinodontiformes; Poeciliidae
Gene: tnnt2a
Product: troponin T type 2a (cardiac)
Exons: 15
Coding region: 149-982 (277 amino acids)
Biological process (GO): cardiac muscle contraction; regulation of muscle contraction; sarcomere organization
Cellular component (GO): troponin complex
Molecular function (GO): tropomyosin binding; troponin C binding; troponin I binding
Source: RefSeq, a predicted model, not a curated record